Messenger RNA from Nematolebias whitei (Rio pearlfish), 830 nucleotides. RefSeq names its product ADP-ribosylation factor-like protein 6. Gene Ontology annotation, molecular function: GTP binding; GTPase activity. Gene Ontology annotation, cellular component: cytoplasm; axoneme. Gene Ontology annotation, biological process: protein localization to cilium; vesicle-mediated transport; cilium assembly. Lineage: Eukaryota; Metazoa; Chordata; Actinopteri; Cyprinodontiformes; Rivulidae. The coding region runs from base 150 to 731 and encodes 193 amino acids. The transcript is spliced from 8 exons. The record is from RefSeq and is a predicted model, not a curated record.
GGGCAGCACCUCAUCUAUUCACAGCAUGCUCUGAGGCACUUUAUUCUACCAGUAAUGUUUUUAUUAGACUCUGUGAAUGCAUCACAUCUGAUUAUCAGCAGUCGGACCAGCUAUAAAGGGAAUGUUUAGGAAAUUUUCAGCUGAUUGAAAUGGGGCUGUUGGAUAAACUAUCAGGCUGGCUCAGCCUGAAGAAGAAAGAAGUCAACGUUUUGUGUUUGGGACUGGAUAACAGCGGAAAAACUACCAUCAUCAACCAGCUCAAGCCUUCAAAUACAAGGGCACAAGAAGUAGUCCCAACAAUUGGCUUUAACAUCGAAAAGUUCAGGAGUUCAAGCUUGUCAUUUACAGUCUUUGAUAUGUCUGGUCAGAGCAGAUACCGGAGCCUCUGGGAGCACUACUACAAGGAAAGCCAUGCAAUCAUAUUUGUUAUCGACAGCAGCGACAAACUGAGAAUGGUUGUUGCUAAAGAGGAGCUGGAUACUCUUCUCAACCAUGAAGAUAUCCACGACAAAAAGAUGCCAGUAUUGUUCUUUGCUAACAAGAUGGACCUGCGGGACGCGCUGUCUUCAGUCAAGGUGUCCCAGAUGCUGCGUUUGGAGAACAUCAAAGACAAACCCUGGCACAUCUGCGCCAGCAACGCCAUCAAAGGAGAAGGUCUACAGGAAGGGCUGGACUGGCUGCAAGAUCAAAUUGCACAAUCACAUCAAAACAAUGAACAAGUGAAGGCGUGACUGCGGACGGACAGUCGGAUGUGAAAACUCUUCAGCCCUCUUCAUUUUAAGUGUUCAUCACUUUUGAUCUUGCAGGCCUUAAGUUUCAGUGUCAAAUAG